AUGAAGUAUCCUACUGCAUCUCAGAGUAGAUCGCUUUUAGAUAUGGAAGUAGCAAACUAUUGUGAAGGCCUGGAUCCAUCAUUCAGCAUGCUGGGCUUUGAGAAUGCAGAGGUGUUCUGUGGAGGAGGAGACAGCAUGCCGACAGAGCCGAGCCUGCCAGUCGGUCCAGACGGGGUCGGCAGUAACUGUGCCAUCUGUGGAGACAAAGCCACAGGGAAACACUACGGAGCCUCCAGCUGUGAUGGCUGUAAAGGCUUCUUCAGACGCUCCAUACGCAAGAGCCACGUCUACACCUGCAGGUUCAACCGACAGUGCAUUGUGGAUAAAGAUAAGAGGAACCAGUGUCGUUUCUGCAGACUUAACAAAUGCUUCAGGGCUGGCAUGAAGAAAGAAGCUGUACAGAACGAGAGAGAUCGGAUCAGCUCCCGCAGAAGUAUCCCUGACAGCCAAGACUUGCCACCCAUUACUAUUUUGGCCCAAGCUGAAUCACUGUCCCAACAGAUCACUGCUCCUAUUGGAAUAGUAGACAUAUCAGAGCAGAAGUCAGCCACUAUCGGAGAUGUAUGUGAUUCCAUGAGACAACAGUUGUUGGUGUUGGUGGAAUGGGCUAAGUACAUUCCUGCAUUUGGAGAACUGCCACUGGAUGACCAGGUGAGUUUGCUCAGGGCUCAUGCAGGUGAACACCUUUUGCUUGGGGUCGCCAAAAGAUCAAUGCCAUUCAAGGACUUCCUGCUUUUAGGUAUCGGCUGUGUGAUCCACAGAAACAGUCCUGAACAAGAGAUAUAUAAGGUAGCCAACCGAGUGCUGGAUGAGCUGGUCCAGCCCUUUCAGGAUAUUCAAAUAGACGACAAUGAGUAUGCAGCGCUCAAGGCUAUUGUCUUCUUUGACCCAGAUGCAAAGUCUUUGCGGGACCCAUUGAAGAUCAAGGCCAUUCGUCUGCAGGUCCAGAUGAGUCUGGAAGACUACAUUAAUGACCGUCAGUAUGACUCCAGGGGUCGUUUUGGAGAGCUGUUGCUCCUGCUGCCUACCCUGCAGAGCGUCACCUGGCAGAUGAUCGAACAGCUCCAGUUCAUUAAGCUCUGUGGCCUGGCCAAGAUAGACAACCUGCUGCAUGAGAUGCUGCUGGGAGGCCUUACGUCAGAGCCCACACACGUGCACCACCCAGCACACACCCAGCUGGCCCAGGACCCUUUGACUGGACACACACUGGUCAUCAGCACCAUGCCUGUUGCUCACACUCCACAUAUAGCCUCCCCAGACACUCCCAUCCCAUCGCCCCCUCAGGGUCCUGCACCAGAGAAGUACAAACACUUUCCUCCAGCCAGCCCCUCACAUUCCACACAGACAGAUCUCUGA
Messenger RNA from Perca flavescens (yellow perch), 1356 nucleotides. It is a transcript of the gene hnf4g, whose product is annotated as hepatocyte nuclear factor 4, gamma. The transcript has 11 exons. Gene Ontology annotation, biological process: regulation of DNA-templated transcription. Gene Ontology annotation, molecular function: RNA polymerase II cis-regulatory region sequence-specific DNA binding; nuclear steroid receptor activity; zinc ion binding. NCBI's taxonomy places the organism in Eukaryota, Metazoa, Chordata, Actinopteri, Perciformes, Percidae. The record is from RefSeq and is a predicted model, not a curated record. Gene Ontology annotation, cellular component: nucleus. The coding region runs from base 1 to 1356 and encodes 451 amino acids.